Messenger RNA from Symbiodinium natans, 1962 nucleotides. NCBI's taxonomy places the organism in Eukaryota, Dinophyceae, Suessiales, Symbiodiniaceae. The record is from the annotation of a GenBank genome assembly.
AUGGCCGAUGUGGCGAAGUUGCGGGAGGCAGCCCUUCGCGAGGUGAUUUGGCGUCUCGGGGGCUCUGCUCGCCGCCUGGAGCGCGCAUUCAGCGGACCGCGCCGAGGACUUGUCUCUCCCGCAGACUUUGAGCAGGGCCUUCGCCAGCUGGGCCUGAGUGCCACUGAUCUUCAAGGCCUCGGCUAUGCGGAUUCCCGUCACGCGUUUUCAUCGCUGGAUCACUCUGCGCGAGGUGCGCUUCUCUUGGAGGAGCUGACGCGCAAACCGACAUCCAGGAGACACAGGCUGUCGUCAGCCGCAGCUGGAACCUCGAAUCCACUGAGGCGGAGUCCCUCCGUGGACAGCGUCUCAUCCGCGGACACCUCCAGCCCAAUAGGCCUGGGCAUUGACGCGGCGCGUUUGCGCGAGGAGCUCGAUGAGCUGCUCGUGCCCCUGCGGCAGCGAGAGGAGGAAGUGCGACAACUCCGUCUUGAGGUGGAGGGACUCCAACGUCGCAAGGACCGCGCCAGUUCUCGCCAAGUCUCAGGAGCUGUGCGUGCCCGGAGCGAACAGCAAAGACGCGUGGAUGAGCUCACCGGUCGCCACCGGCAGAAGAUCGAGGAGCUCCAGGGCCAGGCUGCUGCUUCGCAGGAAGCCGAGCGGGUUCUCCUCAACGAGGCUCGUGAUCUGCAGCAUGCAGCGCAUCGCUCUGCACGGAUGUUGCGGCAGACGGAGGAGGAUUGCGCCCAAGCAGAGGUGCACGCAGAAGGCUUGCAGCAUGCGGUGGAGAAGGUCCUCGCCGACACGGCCCAGCGCAAUGCCGACAAUGAGGAGUUGCGAGCGAAAGAGAGGGCACUGCACGACAAGGCUUUGCGCCUGGAGGCUUUGUGCAGCCACCUGCGCGGGAAGGUUGACAGAAAUCUGCCAACCAGCCCACAGCGGAAGGCCUGGGAUCCCGUGGGAGUGGAGGCUGCCGAGGUGGCUCGUGAGGAGGCGCUGGGCGAGGAGGUGGAAAGCCUGCGGAGAGAGUUGCUCCGAGAGCAUCCCGAUGUCCGUCGCCGAAACCGGGUCUUGGCCCUGGUGGCAGAAGGCAUUUCGGAGCUUUCGUCUGAUCUGCAGCAGAAGGAGUCCAAGUCUGCGGCUGUUCGGGCAGAGAUGGCGCAGACUGAGCAUAGCAUCGAGGCACUUCAGCGAACUGCCGCACAGCAGGCAUCUGAGAUGGCUUCGCUGCGGCAGCAUUCCGCGGAGGCCCGGCAAGCGGCCGAGGAUGAGAUGCAGGGGAUGCUGGCGUCCUCGGACCAACGGCUCCGUCUCAUGACGGCCGAGACGGCCGAACGCACGGAGGCUCUGCAGAAGGAGGUGGCCGAACUGCGCAGUCGGUCCGGGGAAAUGGGAGCCCGUCUGAAGGAGGCGGCCCCUGAGCCGGCAGAGGCUGCCGAUGCCCAGGGGUUUCUGGAGGCGGCGCUUGAAGAGCAGCAGACCGCCACCGAGGCUAUUAUCAGCAAUGUGCAGUCACUUCGCGCGGAGCUUGCGCAGGAGCAUAAGGCGCACGCGACCAGGCAGCGCGAGAGGGAGGAGGAGGCUCAGAAGGCGGUGAGCAGCUUAGAAGAGAUGGCUGAACGCCUGACGCACGCCUGCUUCAGAUUGUUUGGGUCGCAGACCGACGGCUGCGACGCGCUCUGGCGCCGCGUGGCCUUGGCGAAGCAGCGCGCCGCGGAGUCGGCGGCUGCAAGCUGCGAGGCUGGGCUUCCCAGCGCGGGCGCGGCAGUCAAGAAGUCCAUCGAGGCGGCAGGCUGCACCGUGAAGGAAAUUCCGAAGAUGGUCUUUUCUGUGAAAAGCAUGCCUGGCUUCAUGUACGUGAAACGGGACUUCGAACCAACCAACCAACCCUGCUCGGCAUUUGCAGCCAAAACUGGCGGUGCUCAUCUCAUAGCGCGAGAAGACGCCGAAGUGCUACCAUGCCUGCUGGACCAGUUCCUCUGA